This is a messenger RNA of Durotheca rogersii, 1218 nucleotides long. RefSeq lists its product as uncharacterized. The transcript is spliced from 2 exons. NCBI's taxonomy places the organism in Eukaryota, Fungi, Ascomycota, Sordariomycetes, Xylariales, Xylariaceae. The record is from RefSeq and is a predicted model, not a curated record. Bases 1 to 1218 code for a protein of 405 amino acids.
AUGGCCAUGAUUGAGACGUCCCCGCUCCCUGCUGAUCGUCAAGAACGCCCAGGCCGCAGACGGCCCUUCACUACGUGGGUCAAGAAGCUUGCUAGCUUCAAGAACAACUCGACCUCCGACGGUGGCCGCCACGGCCAUUUCAAGCGCGAUGCUGGCCCCAAAGGAUCCAAGAAGCGAUCCUCCAAGAACAACAACCCCUAUCCCCAAUCCGGCCGCAUCACUAUCGCGCAUCCUGCUCAUCACAGUCAUCCGUCUUUCUCGACAGCCCAAAGCGCGGUAAUAUCGGAACCAUCACUCGUUCAAAAUCAGUCGUCAACACGAACAUCCACCGAAGAAGACGUGCCUCCUACCGCCGGCGGCGCAUCUGUGGCACAGACGAUAUCCACUGAGCCCGAGGCGACUCGUUCGAUUCAUGCCCCAUCGCAGAUUGCUUCUUCGGUAGCAGGCACCAGUCGGACCGCGAACGGCUACCUCGACUCUCGAAAGGGCGGAGAUAGCACUUUCUCUUCGCCUGCGCCCUCGGUGCGAUCCCUGACUACGACUCUCACCACCAUCCAGUCUCUGGGACCGAACGCCGCUGUCAAUGUCCCACACCACACAGGCCACCACUCAACCAAUCAGGGCAACUCGCAGACGAUUCAGUUUACUCAGCCUUUCCCGACAAAUUCCCCCGCCUCUGCCAUUCCCCCAUAUCUCGCACCGCACUUGGGCCCUGGCCAUCCAACGACCUACAACACGGCUACUGCCAAUAACCUCCUUACCGACAAUGCAUCCAUUCUUACGCUCGCUUCUUCCACCAAGAGGCGACGUCGGAGAUCUAUGGACACUGACGCAUCGGUGCGAGCUCUAGCACCUUCGUCUGUAUGGGGAGGUAGCCGCGAGAGCCUGCCGCUCAGCGUCCUCAGCGCCAACAUCGACAGCGGCCUCCACCAGUCAACCUCGCGGCUCGGCGGAAACGAACGCGCGAGCAUCUACUCGACGACGGGCGUGACGCCGAGUCUUCCAGGGGAGCGGACCAGUCUAUACGCUGGAAAGCAGAGCCUCGCAGGUGACGGGGCCAGCAUCCGCAGCGGGCUUUUCGGACAUGGCCGCGCCGACAGCAUCAGCGGCAGUGUGGUGGGCGUCGGCAGCCCCCUCGUCUCUCCCAGGGAAGUCGCAGAGAAGAGCGCUGUCGCCGAAGAGAAGGACGAAGGCGGGGCGCAAACGGAAAGGGAGUAA